GACAAAAUCAAAAAUGGUUUCCUCUGGAAGUGAAGUGCUCUUGAACCUCUUUACCAGAUCUGAAUCUCAGCUUGUAAUUGCUCAAAUGGAUUAAAUAUAUUGUAAAUAUUAGUGAUUAGACCUUCCAAGAAUGUGGCAGAAUGGAAGGCCAAACUGAAGAAAGAACUAAAUCACCUCCUCCAGCAAAAGUGAGCAGUCCAACUACUGAAGCUUUAGAGACAGCUAUACUCAAAGUCUACUUGAAUUCAGGCAGCUGUGUUAUUGUUAAAUUUGCUAUUGAUACACUUGUAAAGACUGUUGUCCAAGCUGUUAGCAGUCAAAUUGCUUGUGGCACACGGGUAUUUGAAAGUCUCUAUGGCAUUCGCUUAGCUCAUACGUUAUCAGACGAUGUGUAUUGGAUUCAUGGUGAGAGUAUUGUUCUUCAAGUCGUCAAAAAAUACCAGGCACUUCUAUCUAUCGAUGAAUGGAGGUAUGAAUUGCGGGUGCGUUACUUGCCUAGCGAUUUGAGAGAAUUAUAUGAAAAGGACAAAGUCACAUUUCAUUAUUUUUAUGAACAGGUAAAGAAUGAUUAUCUGAAAUUAAAGUGUAAUGUGGAUCAAGAGUUAGCAUUGCAACUAUGUUGUAUAGAAAUUAGGAGAUUUUUUAAGGAUCUUUCCCAUAUAGCACUUGAUAAGAAAUCAAAUUUUGAAUAUCUAGAAAGAGAUGUUGGUUUGCAUAAAUUUUUGCCUGCUGCUGUGAUUACUGCGCACAAGCCCAAAGCCCUGAGAAAACUGAUGCAAUCUCAUAUGAAGAAGUUUGUGUCCUUAAGUGAGGUUGAUUGCAUGUUUAAAUUUCUUCGUCUAGUCCACCCUGUGCUUUUGUAUGAUAGAGAGAUAUUCAAAUGUGCCCUUGGGGGUGGUUGGAGUGUCCCAAUUGAAUUAGUCAUUGGUCCAGACCUUGGAAUUAGCUAUUUGACAGAUCGGGCCACACAGCCUACUCAUAUGGCAAGUUUUCAGCAAGUACAGUCCAUACAUACUAUUCAAUCUGAGUAUGAAUCUGGUUGUAAGGCAAUUUUACAACUGAAAAUAUCUGGAGCAUCUGAGAUGCUGAGUAUAUCAUGUCCAACACUUGCAAUAGCUGAAAGUAUGGCAGAUCUUAUUGAUGGUUAUUGCAGACUAGUUCAUAAAACACAAACAUCUUUCUGGAAUAAGAGGAAUGACCGAACAGGAAGCUUAAAUUCACCAAAUAGUGAUAAUGCUGAUAAUAAUUCUGGUAAAAAAGAAAUUGUUUUCCGAGGAGAUUCUAGUGAUUUGAUUGAUGAUGAAGGAGACUAUUCAACACCAGUUGCUCGUGAUUAUGAAUUAAAUCGUGCUGAUAUUACACUGGAAGAAAUAAUUGGUGAAGGUCAGUUUGGAGAUGUUCAUAAAGGCACAUAUAAAUCAAAAGAUUCAUUGAGUAUUCCUGUUGCAGUUAAAACAUGUAAAGUCGAAAGUGAAGAAUCUGUAGGUGAAAAGUUUUUAGAAGAAGCAUAUAUCAUGCAACAGUUUGAUCAUCCUCAUAUAACCAGGCUAAUUGGUAUUUGUUCUGAAUCUCCCAUCUGGAUUGUAAUGGAACUUGCCAAACAUGGAGAGAUGAGGGCUUAUCUGCAAAACAAUCAGUCCAAAUUGGAAUUAGCAACAUUAAUUUUAUAUGCUUACCAGCUGAGUACAGCUUUAUCUUAUUUGGAAUGUAGAAAAUUUGUUCACAGAGAUAUUGCUGCUCGAAAUGUUUUGGUGUCUGCAAGAGAUUGUGUAAAAUUAGCUGACUUUGGGUUGUCUCGUUGGGUUGAAGAUCAGUCCUAUUACAAGGCAUCAAAAGGCAAACUACCCAUCAAGUGGAUGGCUCCUGAGUCUAUCAAUUUUAGAAGAUUCACGACAGCUAGUGAUGUGUGGAUGUUUGGUGUUUGCAUGUGGGAGAUUUUAAUGUUUGGUGUUAAGCCAUUUCAAGGUGUCCGUAAUAAUGAUGUCAUUGUGAAAAUAGAGAAUGGAGAAAGGCUGCCUUUACCUCCAAAUUGUCCACCCAGACUUUACAGCUUGAUGUCUCAGUGCUGGUCUUAUGAACCAUCUAAACGGCCUAGCUUCAAAGAGAUGAAGCAUGUCUUACGAGAAAUUUUAGAAGAUGAAAGAACACAAAUAGAAGAUACUCUAAGAAGAGAAAAUAGAAGAGUUCAAGCCAUGUCAUGGGGAUCCUCAAGCUCUGAUGAACCUCCACCAAAGCCUUCAAGACAUCAAGUAGAUAUUGUAGCCCCACCUGUGGAACCUACUACUUACAUUGUAGCUCCUAAUCCUGAAGUUCUUGCACAGCUUAUCCAGGAAAAUGCCAACAGCCUUCCUCCUGCAUGGGCUUAUGUUGCUCCUGCAUCUCCUGCUAAUACCUUUACUGUGCAAAGAUUAAGCGAAUCUGAAGAUGAAGGUGGAAGAUCAGAAGACAAUGCACAGGAAUCUGCACUGUCAAAGGAUCAAGUCUUGGAAACCAAAGUAGAGCACUUGGUGCAAAGAUGCCAAGAAUUCAAUUUAGAGCAGGCUCGAAAGAGGCUAUCCUACAGUGAUCAUUCUCAUGGCUCUGAUUCUGAAAGUGCUAGUACUGUUCCUGGUUCUCCGACAAUGCCAAAUGAAGCUGAAUGUCUUGAUUCAGUUCCUGCUGAAAGAAAACUUUCAAAUGGUUAUGCUGAAUCGCCUGUUACAUCUGAAGCAGUGCCCAUUGCUAAACCAAUGAGUCCUACUUCUUCUGUGUCCUCUCCUUUUCAAGCAAAUGCUGGAGGCCAUGGAAAUGAUCCUAUCUAUGAAUGCACCACCAGUGUUGUACGUUCUGUCAUGCAGCUAUUACAAGGAGUGCAGAAAGGUCAACAUUCAGAAUAUUUGGAGCUAGUAAAGAAUGUUGGAAUUGAACUAAGGAAUCUUCUUGCUGCUGUGGAUCACAUUGUCCCUUCUCUGCCAUCCUGGUCACAUAAAGAGAUUGAAAUGGCUCAUGGUGUUCUUAGCAAAGAUAUGGUAAAUCUGGUGCAGGCUAUGAAACAAGCCCAACGAUUUGCCCAAACUACACUAGAUGGUGAGUAUCGCAAGCAUAUGUUAGCCGCUGCCCACAUUAUUGCUGUAAAUGCAAAAAAUCUUUUAGAUACAGUAGCCAAUGUGAGAGCCCGCAUGUUUUCUGGACUUGGUCCAGAGGAUCCACUUCCACAACCUGUUGCAGAAUCUCAUAAAACAGAAUCUGUCAUUGCACAGGAGAGUCAUAUAAAUCAAGCUGUUGAAUCAUCCUAUUAUAAUGUUCAGAGUGAACUUGUGAAUACUGACCAUGCUGAAAUGUCUAAACAGACUGGUGGACCUGGAACUUUUGUUACAUAGUGCUCUGCUAUUUUCAUUGCAACCUAGAUUGUUUAAGAGUCAAUGCUUAAAGAACAAAAUUUAUAUAAGUCAUAUUGUAUGUUUUCUCAUAUCCCUCUGUUAGUCAAUUCUAUUCUUUCUGAUAGAUUUUUAUUCUUGUUCUUAAACAAUUUCCCACUCUGAAAAAAAAAAGUCUUGUUUUGUCUUUCAACAAAUUGUACAAAUUUUUUCAGAAUCAUAUUAGAUGGCUGGGUAGUAAAAACUAUUUAUGUCCAUUCUCAUAUUUGUUUAUAAUUUCUUCAAAUAUUGCAUUUAUUCUCCAUAGAAAUCAUGUAUUGUGUAUAUUCAUAUUUUGGACCAGUUUUGCUGUUUUAAUAUUCUUGAAAAUGCAGCUAUUUCAUUUAUAUUUGUCUUCAUUUCAGAUUGUAUUUAGUUUUAAUUAACUUUCAUAUACCAAAAAUGAAUUGAUUUAUUUAAUAGUUCCUGUAUUUUGUGUACUUUUUUUGCCUCAUUUCUGUCAUUUGUACUAAUUGCAUAUGUUUUGAAACUUCUGUAUCAGCAAGUCUGUAGAAACUAAAAUACUUGCAUUGGUUUCAAAUGUUUUGAAAAGUCAUAUUUUAUUUUCUCACAAUAUGGCAAAUGAAGUAUAGAUAACGUGCAAUAUUUUCAACUUAAAAGAUUAUUCGAUAUUUAAUAUUUUUUUUAUUUUAUAGAUAUAUUAAAUUAUAUUAUUUUCUGGUUACAAAGCAAGCCUAAUAUAUUUUCAAUAUUUUUUAAAAUUUUAUUCAUGGAAUAAUAAUUGCAUAAUUUGUUUAGAUCUGAAAGAAAACACUUUAAAAACUCUUAAUUUCCUGA
Argiope bruennichi is the source of this 4193-nucleotide messenger RNA. RefSeq names its product focal adhesion kinase 1-like. Gene Ontology annotation, molecular function: protein tyrosine kinase activity; ATP binding. The record is from RefSeq and is a predicted model, not a curated record. Gene Ontology annotation, cellular component: focal adhesion; cytoskeleton. The coding region runs from base 141 to 3359 and encodes 1072 amino acids. NCBI's taxonomy places the organism in Eukaryota, Metazoa, Arthropoda, Arachnida, Araneae, Araneidae. Gene Ontology annotation, biological process: protein phosphorylation; signal complex assembly. The transcript has 28 exons.